GUGUUUUCUCCACGGGGGCAGAAAGAAGCGUGACUGUGAAGGGAGAGACGUAACAACUCCCUACCUUCCACAGCUCCUUCUGUGGGGGGGAGACUGUGCGCAGACUUGUGCUUACUAAUUAACUUGCCAGAGAAGAAAAUUCACACAAAAGAGAAGAAGUCUCAUUUCUUAUCGUCUCGGGGUUUUUUUCCUCACAUGCAUGCAGCGACACUGAGCACUUAAAGCUGACGUUAACCCGUUAGCGGCGAGACGCAGGAGCUGCCACGAAUAGAUCCAGUAUCCACGACCCCGGUCGGCUGACCGGGAUAGGACCUCGUGUUCCUCUCGCACUGGACUCGUAUCUUUCCCCCCCUCCUUCUCUUCUUUUACUCCUUGGGCUGGUUCUAACUCCCGUUUUGUGGCUGUUAAUUACAUGAAGUGGAUUGUUGUGCUCGCUACAAACUCAAACCGGGACUAAACGUUGUGGUAGAGAGACGGAGAGAAAUGCCAACGGCGGUGACAAAGAGGAGAUUCAGUGUUAGUCUUUGAUCCUGUCAGAGUGGGACGCGUCUAGCAGGGGACCGAGGAGGGAGCAGUGCCAACUUGGAACAUGGUGCCUAAUAUUCACCUGGCAGGGCCCCUUCUCCCCAGAGGGGCGUUGCUGUUCCUGCUUUUACUCAGCUGCAUAGUCUUCUCUUCUCUAGCAGACAGCUUGCCAAGUUUCGUCAAAUCCCCUGAGGAUCAGACGGGCAUCUCGGGCGGAGUUGCAUCGUUUGUGUGCCAAGCCACAGGGGAGCCGAAACCAAGAAUCACCUGGAUGAAGAAAGGCAAGAAAGUCAGCUCCCAGCGUUUCGAGGUGAUUGAAUUUGACGACGGUUCGGGCUCCGUGCUGCGGAUCCAGCCUCUGCGCACGCACAGAGACGAAGCCAUUUACGAGUGCACGGCCACUAACAGCGCCGGCGAGAUCAACACCAGUGCCAAGCUUACAGUGCUUGAAGAGAACCAGGUUCCUCAUGGUUUUCCCACCAUCGAUAUGGGCCCCCAGCUAAAGGUGGUCGAAAAGACCAGAACUGCCACAAUGUUGUGUGCUGCCAGUGGAAACCCAGACCCAGAGAUCUCAUGGUUCAAGGACAUGCUUCCUGUGGAUAUCAGCAGCAGUAACGGGCGCAUCAAACAACUUCGCUCAGGUGGUACACCAAUUAGAGGAGCCCUGCAAAUUGAGAACAGCGAGGAGUCGGACCAGGGGAAAUAUGAAUGUGUCGCCAUGAACAGUGCCGGGACCCGUUACUCUGCUCCUGCCAAUCUCUACGUGCGAGUGCGAAGAGUCCCACCCAGAUUCUCCAUUCCACCCACCAAUCAGGAAGUGAUGCCGGGCGGCAGCGUCAACCUGACGUGCGUGGCAGUGGGCUCACCGAUGCCCUACGUCAAGUGGACCACGCCUGACGAGGAGCUAACCAAGGAAGAAGACAUGCCACUGGGACGCAAUGUGCUGGAGGUCACUAACAUUCGCAAAUCGACUAACUACACAUGCGUGGCCAUUUCUUCUCUGGGCAUGAUUGAAGCCACUGCUCAAGUUACUGUCAAAGCCUUACCAAAACCCCCCACCUCGCUCAGGGUGACUGAAACCACAGCUACCAGUGUAACUCUCUUAUGGGAGUCUGGAAACCCAGAACCUGUGUCCUACUACAUGAUCCAGUACAGAGCCAAAUCCUCCGACAAUGGCUUCCAGGAAGUCGAAGGUGUGGCUACCAACCGUUACAGCAUCGGCGGGCUUAGUCCGUACUCUGAAUAUGAGUUUCGCGUCAUGGCUGUUAAUAACAUUGGCCACGGGCCUCCCAGCGACCUUGUGGAGACACGCACAGGUGAACAGGCCCCUUCCUCACCGCCUCUACACGUCCAAGCGCGGAUGUUGAGCGCCAGCACAAUGUUAGUUCAAUGGGAACCACCCGAGGAACCCAAUGGGCAAAUCAGGGGCUACAGAGUCUACUACAGCUCUGACAUGACAGCGCCACUCAGCGCCUGGCAUAAACACAACACAGACGAUAGCAGCCUAACUACCAUCUCAGGACUGACUCCCGAUAUCACCUAUAGCCUCAGAGUGCUGGGUUUCACCUCUGUUGGUGAUGGGCCACCAUCUGACAUCCUGCAAGUCAAGACCCAGCAGGGAGUCCCUGCCCAGCCAUCCAGCUUUGAGGCUGAAGCCGAGCUGGACACGCGCAUCGUAUUGACGUGGCUGUGGCCCGUACAGGACCCCAUCACCAAGUAUGAGCUGCAGUACUGGGAAGCUGGCUCAGACAAUAAGAUUCACGUGACCUUCAACCCUGCAGGCUCCUAUGCUGUAGAGAACUUAAAGCCAGACACUUUGUACUAUUUCUCCCUGGCCGCCCGUUCUGAAAUGGGUUUGGGUGUCUACACCCAGCCCAUCGAGGCCCGCACUGCCCAGUCCACCCCGUCCGCCCCUCCUCAGGACGUACAACUGGUCAGCCUGAGCUCCACCAGCCUCAAGGUGAGUUGGGUGGCACCACCUGCCGCUAGCCGCCAUGGUGCCAUAGUGCGUUACACAGUCAGCUACCAGGCCCUGGCUGGAGAGGACACGGACAAGCACGAGGUCACUGGGAUCGGUGCAGACGCUACCAGCCAUGUGCUGGAGGGCCUGGAGAAGUGGACUGAGUAUCAAGUGUGGGUGAGGGCACACACUGAUGUGGGCCCAGGUCCUGAGAGUGCCCCAGUGAGGAUGAGAACCAAAGAGGAUGUGCCGGGAGCACCCCCUAGGAAAGUGGAGGUUGAGGCCAUAAAUUCCACAGCUAUCCGAGUCACCUGGAAGCCACCCCUGCAGGGGAAGCAGCACGGCCAAAUCCGAGGCUACCAGGUCGUCUUCUCCCGGCUCGAAAACGGAGAACCGCGAGGCCAGCCUAACAUCAUGGAUGUUUUUUUGCCAGAGGCCCAGUGGAAUAUUGAGGAAUCCACCGAGCAUGAGGCCAUAAUUGGUGGGCUGCAGUCUGAAACCACCUACUCUGUAACUGUAGCAGCAUACACCCUGAAGGGAGAUGGUGCUCGUAGCAAAGCUAAAGUCAUCACCACAACUGGAGCAGUGCCAGGCAAACCCAGUAUGAUGAUUAGUACCACCAUGGGCAACACAGCACUGCUCCAAUGGCAGCCCCCCAAGGAUAUGGUGGGGGAGCUGAUGGGCUACCAGCUGCAGUACAAGCGCACCGACGAGGACACCUACACCUCGCGCGAGAUGAGAAAGACUGACGACCACCAUACUGUCACCGGCCUGCACAAAGGCGCCACCUACGUCUUCCGCCUCAGCGCGCGUAACCGUGCAGGCAUCGGCGAACCUCACGUUAAGGAGAUCAGCACACCCGAAGACGUGCCCUCAGGCUUCCCGUCCAACCUCCAAGUUACGGGCCUGACGCAGUCCAGCACCCAGCUGACCUGGAAGCCCCCGCCGCUAGCGGAAAGGAAUGGCAAGAUCACACAUUACUUGGUGGUAUACAGGGACAUCAACAGUCAGACAAACAGCACCAACCGCACCACCGAAACACACAUGACUAUCCAGGACCUUAAACCUGACACCACUUACGACAUCCGGGUGCAGGCGUUCACCAGUAAGGGCGGCGGACCCCUCAGCCCCAGCAUUCAGAGCAGGACCAUGUCGAAUGGUAGGAUAAGUGCUUUCCCCACCCUGAACUUUGGUGUCAAAGCUGUCAUGAAAACGUCCGUCUUGCUCACCUGGGAUUUGCCGCCAAACUACAAACCCCAAGCACCUUUUAAGAUCUUGUAUAACCAGCAAAGCGUGGAAGUGAUGGGAAACCUGAAGAGGAAGCUGAUCACGCAGCUGCAGCCAGACACAGACUACUCCUUUGUACUGACAAGCAGGGGCAACAUUGCCGGAGGUCUUCAGCAGCAGGUGUCCAUCCGCACUGCCCCUGACCUGAUCCAGACCAAGCCCAGGACACAUCAUGCUCAAGGUGGCAAGAUGAACAUCACCCUGCCAAAGAUCCAGACCACCACUCGUGUCAAGUGGUACUACAUCGUUGUGGUGCCCAUGUCCCCGGUGACACGCAAGUGGAAGAAUCCAGACGAGAUGGACAUGGAUGAGCUGCUCAAAUCAAGUAGAAGUUCUGUCGUAAGACACCGACGUCACUUGGAUUCCACCAAGCCUUACAUUGCUGCCAAGCUUGCGUCACUUCCAACCACCUUCAUGCUGGGUGAUGAGAAAAGGUACGACGAAUUCUUCAACAAGCCCCUGACGAGCUCACAGCAGUAUCUCUGCUUUGUCUUGGCUGAACUUCAAUCUGAAGGGACUGACAGCGCUGCUCAGUAUAUGACAUAUUCAGCUAGUCCCUACUCAGAUCCAAUCGAGGUCACUUCAAGUAUGCCUCAAGGGAUGGAGCAGUCUGAAAUGCUGUGGGUCAUGGGCCCAGUGCUGGCUGUGCUGCUCAUCAUCAGCAUCGUCAUCGCCAUCCUCAUCUUUAAGAACAAACAGGAAAGGAAGCGUGCAUCACCCUUACCUAAAGACGAGCACUCGGGCGGGGUGAAAGACUCCCUGCUGGGCAACUCUUCCGACCCUGUAGAAAUGCGAAGACUCAACUACCAGACCCCAGGUCCCAGCUCUCAUCGCUGCCCCAACACUCCAAGAAUGAGGGAGCACCCCCCCAUUCCCGUCGCUGACCUGGCUGACCACAUAGAGCGACUCAAGGCCAAUGACGGCCUCCGCUUUUCCCAGGAGUACGAGUCCAUUGAUCCGGGCCAGCAGUUUACCUGGGAAAACUCAAACAUGGAAGUAAACAAGCCAAAGAACCGCUAUGCAAACGUAAUCGCCUAUGAUCACUCCAGAGUGGUGCUCACCUCCGUUGAUGCCGUUCCAGGAAGUGACUACAUUAACGCCAAUUACAUCGACGGCUACAGGAAGCAGAAUGCCUACAUUGCUACUCAGGGGCCUCUGCCAGAGACACUGAGUGAUUUCUGGAGAAUGGUGUGGGAGCAGAGAUCCAGCACCAUUGUCAUGAUGACCAGACUGGAGGAAAAGUCAAGGGUGAAGUGUGACCAGUAUUGGCCAUCGCGAGGAACAGAGACCUAUGGGAUGAUCCAGGUCACCAUGUUGGACACUGUAGAGUUGGCAACGUACAGCGUCCGUACUUUCGCCCUCUACAAGAAUGGCUCCAGUGAAAAGAGGGAGGUGAGACAGUUCCAGUUCAUGGCCUGGCCAGACCACGGGGUGCCCGAGUAUCCCACACCGAUCCUGGCCUUCCUUCGGCGGGUAAAAGCCUGCAAUCCUCCAGAUGCAGGGCCCAUGGUGGUCCACUGCAGUGCUGGCGUGGGCAGGACUGGCUGCUUCAUUGUGAUCGAUGCCAUGCUGGAGCGCAUGAAACAUGAGAAAUCUGUAGACAUAUACGGCCAUGUGACGUGCAUGCGUGCCCAGAGGAACUAUAUGGUCCAGACUGAGGACCAGUACAUCUUUAUUCAUGAAGCCCUACUGGAGGCCGCUACCUGCGGCAACACCGAGGUGCCAGCCCGCAACCUUUACGCCCACAUCCAGAAACUCACCCAGCCCGCACCUGGAGAGACGGUCACCGCUAUGGAGCUGGAGUUCAAGAGACUGGCCAACUCCAAAGCCCACACGUCACGCUUUAUCAGCGCCAACUUGCCCUGCAACAAGUUCAAGAACCGCCUGGUGAACAUCAUGCCUUUCGAAUCCACGCGUGUCUGCCUGCAGCCCAUCCGAGGUGUCGAGGGCUCAGACUAUAUCAACGCCAGCUGCAUCGAUGGCUACAGACAGCAGAAAGCCUACCUGGCCACCCAGGGCCCGCUGGCUGAAACCACUGAAGACUUCUGGAGGAUGCUGUGGGAGCACAACUCCACCAUUGUUGUCAUGCUCACCAAGCUACGAGAGAUGGGACGGGAGAAGUGUCAUCAGUACUGGCCAGCAGAGCGGUCAGCCAGGUACCAGUACUUUGUGGUGGAUCCGAUGGCUGAGUACAACAUGCCUCAGUACAUCCUCAGAGAGUUCAAAGUCACAGAUGCCAGGGAUGGCCAGUCCAGAACAAUCCGCCAGUUCCAGUUCACCGACUGGCCAGAGCAAGGAGUGCCAAAAACUGGAGAAGGCUUCAUAGAUUUCAUUGGACAGGUGCACAAAACCAAGGAACAGUUUGGACAGGACGGACCAAUCACUGUACACUGCAGUGCCGGGGUGGGCAGGACCGGAGUCUUCAUCACCCUCAGCAUCGUGCUAGAGAGGAUGAGGUAUGAAGGUGUGGUUGACCUCUUCCAGACAGUAAAGACGCUUCGCACCCAGCGGCCCGCCAUGGUGCAGACAGAGGACCAGUACCAGCUGUGCUACAGGGCAGCACUGGAGUACCUGGGGAGCUUUGACCACUAUGCAACGUAACCACUCCCACCGAGCACCUUCCCCGGUCAGACCUCUCAGGAGUGUGCCAAGUGUCCCAUCUCAGCCGCCAUCCAAUCACUUGAUCCCCCCCAGUCCCCGCCCCCACCCCGCUACAAACCCUGUCCCCUCGCAGCUACCGGAGGGGCGGAGAAAGGGAUGAGCUUGCUGACCCGUUGACGGUUUUUAUCCAAUCACAGAGAUACACGCCGAGUUAACCAACCACCUGAGAUUUUUUUGCUUUAAAAUAAUAAAACAUUACAGUGACUAUUGACAACUAUGACAACUCUUGUACAGACCCGACGGCGCAGACUGGCAGCUCGCCUCUCUGCUCCGCCGAAGCCAAUCCUCCCUGAUUGUCAAAGGCUACUGGUAGCACAAAGAGAGCAUUUUCAUUUUUGUUGUUGUUUUUAUUGUGUUUUUAUGAUUCAUUUUGUCAAACGUUAUUGUUUAGUAUACAUUUUUUGGGGGUUGUUUUUAAUAAUCGUUUUAAUAUCAUGCAUUUCUUCUGUCUUAAACUGCCCAGCAGCCUCGGGUAUGCAUUAUUUUCAUAAUCAUUUAUAGGGUACUUUAGCAGAGGGGACAUGUGUUUUUAACAUGUUCCUAGGUACUAAUACAGGAGGACCACUGUUCUCUGAGCUGCUCUCAGAUGUUUUUUUGUCACAUCACAUUGUUGUUUUUAUCAUUUUAUGUGUCAUAAACGUUGUUUUUGGUCUUACUCAGUUCAAUAGCUCAAAUUUUGCCUUUUCACUUGCCGUUUCAAGUGUACGGAAAAAAAAAAUCAACUGAGAAAAUUGAUUUCAGAGCACAGACUUGCUGUAGUUGUCUUGUAAACGUGGUAGCUAGCUAAAAACACAAGUGAAAUAUCUAACAAGAGACUAAAUCAGAGUUGUACAGAAAUGGAAAGCACAUUAUUUGUACGGUUUUUGGGUUGUUGUUUUUUUUUUCUUUUUUCCUGUUUUGUUUUGGGUUGUUUUGUUGUUUUUUUUCAUCAGAAGCCUAUGGCAUUGAGGCCUUCAUACUCCACUGAGGAGAACUUACCUGAGGAAAGACAAACUUUUAUACCCAAAGGGUAGGCAACAGAAUAUAAACUUCCGCUCUCUGAACAUAGAUGCUCUUCAAGUCCCUCCCAUCUCCUCACUCACCAUUAACCUCGGUUUGCUGGAGUGGAACCACGCAGACCGGAUGGGAGCGGAAGUGGUUCAUAUGGGCUGAGGAGCAGAGCCAUCAGCGUUGGUACCUGUACAGAAUCAACCAUUCCUACCAGAGGGAAAAAGACUCAGCCCUUUGGACUGAUAUUAUUUUAUACAGAAAUAGAACUAUAAAUAUAUAUAUAUAUAUAUAUAUAUAAUUAUGAUUGAUUAUAUAUAUGUACAAUUACACAUAGAUAUAUACACAGCUUCAAAAGUAUAUUGUUAAAAAGGAUAAAUUCUGCUGAUCUACCUAGAGACACCGCAGAGAGCCUGCUGUCCUAGCGUGUGUAUUAAUGGAAACACCCGUUGUAUCUACUGUACUACCAUAGUAACUUUGACAGCCGGUUGUUCGCCCGAAUGAGGAAAAACAGCACAAAACCCCCCCCAACACACACCCCGACCCCAUCAAAUGGACGACUCCUCACUCGCCACGGGCAUCGCACUGCUCAAGCACACAGCUUCUCCCACACAAACUGCAGGAGGGGAGCUUCAGAUCCAGAAGGCCUAAGUGUGGUGGUGGUGGUGGGAGGAAUGGGAGGGAGUGGGGUGGGGGGACUUGAAAACGCUGGCAAAAAAAAACAAAUGUUCAUUUUUACCUUGUGAAUGCUUAGUGCUGUAGGGGUUCGAUCUGUUGUACACAGUCUGUUUUCUAUUUGUUGAUAAAGAACUGGAAUUUCAAAAGAAACUGUUGAUGAUAAAAAAAAAAACCAUUGAUGUUAAUAAAGUUACAUAAUUGGGUUUUUGUA
Messenger RNA from Neolamprologus brichardi, 8309 nucleotides. The record is from RefSeq and is a predicted model, not a curated record. Lineage: Eukaryota; Metazoa; Chordata; Actinopteri; Cichliformes; Cichlidae.